AUGGAGGAGGCCACCAGGCUUCCGACACAGAAGGCUGACGACAUUGAGGUCUACAGUACCAAGGUCAGCUGCAAGGUGACCUCCCGCUUUGCUCACAAUGUUGUCACCACGAGGGCCGUCAACCGGGCAGAUGUCGCCAAGGAGGUUUCCUUUGACGUGGAGCUGCCCAAGACCGCUUUCAUCACCAACUUCACGCUGACCAUCGACGGUGUUACCUACCCUGGUAAUGUCAAGGAGAAGGAAGUCGCCAAGAAGCAGUAUGAAAAGGCUGUGUCCCAGGGCAAGACAGCUGGUUUGGUCAAGGCCUCUGGGCGGAAGUUGGAGAAAUUCACGGUGUCAGUCAAUGUGGCUGCGGGCAGCAACGUCACGUUUGAGCUAACCUACGAAGAGCUGCUGAAGAGGAACAAGGGCAAGUACGAGAUGUAUCUUAAGGUCCAGCCCAAACAACUGGUCAAGGACUUUGAGAUCCAGGUAGACAUCUUUGAGCCCCAGGGCAUUAGCAUGCUGGAUGCUGAGGCCUCAUUCAUCACCAAUGACCUGCUGGGAAGCGCCCUCACCAAGUCCUUCUCAGGGAAAAAGGGCCAUGUGUCCUUCAAGCCCAGCUUGGACCAACAGCGUUCAUGCCCAACCUGUGGAGACACGCUCCUCAAUGGAGACUUCAUCAUAACCUACGAUGUGAACAGAGAGUCUCCAGCUAACGUGCAGAUAGUCAAUGGCUACUUUGUGCACUUCUUUGCCCCUCAAGGCCUUCCUGUGGUGCCUAAGAAUGUGGUCUUCGUGAUUGAUGUCAGCGGCUCCAUGUCUGGCCGGAAAAUAGAGCAGACAAGGGAUGCCCUCCUCAAAAUCCUGGAGGAUAUAAAAGAGGAGGACUACCUGAACUUCAUCCUGUUCCGUGGAGAUGUGACCACUUGGAAAGACACUUUAGUUCAAGCCACUCCUGAGAACAUCCAGGAGGCCAGGGAGUUUGUGAAGAACAUGAGAGCAAACGGAGUGAAGGGUCUGAAUUAUAACUUCCUGGAAAGCUUGGCCCUGGAGAACGAUGGGUUCGCCCGGCGCAUUUAUGAGGAUUCCGAUGCCAACUUGCAGCUGCAGGGCUUCUAUGAGGAGGUGGCCAACCCGCUGCUGACGGGAGUGGAGGUGGAGUACCCUGAGAACGCUAUCCUGGACCUGACCCAGAACACUUACCAGCACCUCUAUGAUGGCUCUGAGAUCGUGGUGGCUGGGCGCCUGGUGGACGAGGACAUGAACAACUUUAAGGCAGAUGUGAAGGGCCACGGGGCGCUCACUGACCUGACCUUCACAGAGGAGGUGGACUUGAAGGAGAUGGAGAAGGCCCUGCAGGAGCAGGACUACAUUUUCGGGAGCUACAUUGAGCGGCUCUGGGCCUACCUCACCAUUGAGCAGCUGCUGGACAAACGCAAGAACGCCCAUGGUAGCGAGAAGGAGAACCUCACAGCCCAGGCCCUGGACCUGUCCCUCAAGUACCACUUUGUGACUCCACUGACGUCCAUGGUGGUGACCAAGCCUGAGGACAGUGACAACCAGAUGGCUAUUGCUGACAAGCCUGGGGAAGCCAGCUACCAGCCUCCUUCUAAACCCUACUAUUAUGUGGACGGAGACCCCCACUUCAUCAUCCAAGUCCGAGGGAACAAGGAUGCCAUCUGCUUCAACAUUGAUGAAGAACCAGGCACAGUGCUGCGCCUCAUUCAGGACCCCGUUACAGGCUUAACAGUAAAUGGGCAGAUCAUUGGUGACAAGGGAAACAGCUCUAACUCUAAGAACAGAAAGACUUACCUUGGCAAAGUGGGCAUUGUCAACGCUCCGAUGGACUUCCGGAUAGAGGUGACCACAGAGAAGAUUACUCUGCAGAAUGGGGCUGCACAGAGUACUUUCAGCUGGCUGGAUACAGUCACGGUCACCUCGGAAAGGUUCUCUGUGAAGAUCAGCAGGGAGGCUCUGGUGGUCUCCUUUGGAAAAGGGAUUGCCUUUAAGGUGGUUCUGCACCAGGUGUGGAAGAAACAUCCCGUCCACCUUAACUAUCUGGGCUUCUACGUGCUGGACAGUGGCAAGAUGUCAACAAAGUCACAGGGGCUGCUGGGACAAUUCUUCCGCCCCCUUGCUUUUAAAGUGUCUGACUUCAACCCAGGCAAUGAGCCCUCAAAGAUACAUGCCACAAUGCUGGUGAAGCAACAUCGGCUGGCAGUCACCAGGGGCUCCUAGAAAGACUACAGGAAGGAUGUCCAUAAUGGCACACAUGUGGGCUACUGGUUCGUCCACAACAAUGGCCAAGGGGUGAUUGACGGAGUCCACAGCGACUACAUUGUCCCUGCCCUGUUCUGA
Messenger RNA from Eptesicus fuscus (big brown bat), 2340 nucleotides. RefSeq names its product inter-alpha-trypsin inhibitor heavy chain H3-like. Gene Ontology annotation, molecular function: serine-type endopeptidase inhibitor activity. Gene Ontology annotation, biological process: hyaluronan metabolic process. NCBI's taxonomy places the organism in Eukaryota, Metazoa, Chordata, Mammalia, Chiroptera, Vespertilionidae. The transcript is spliced from 19 exons. The record is from RefSeq and is a predicted model, not a curated record.